GAGUGCUGAGAGGGGGCGAUAUUUCUGCGUCAAUGCACCUGUGGGAGUUUUUUGGUGAUAUGGAUUUCUAGAAAUGUCACAUCAACCUUAAUUUUUUUUUUUAUACCUCGGAGCUAAGCGUUGGUUCUCUGAAUUUGCUUUUGCCGUUUGAGGCCGGUGGGGUUCAAAUCAGAGCUGAGGGCGUAAUCAGAGCCAGUCGAAAAGUCAGUGUUUUAGUCUCUCUCAAAUGUUUUCCCUCUAAAGACAAGGAGAACCUUUAAUCACUGAGCUCGAAAAGAUUGUCUCGCAAAUGAGGCCUUUGAGAUUCGUUAACCCGCGCUACGCUGUGUUCAUACUACGGUUGUGGUUUCUCCUCAGACAUUAUGGAGAGGCGAUGCAAUCAGCCGACUGGAGCUGGACGACGGCGAUCCAGGCUGUUCACGAUGCGGCGAACCGGUGCAGUCAAGUCACGGGAGGGUCGCCUGCCGAAAUGAGGCAGGCUGCGCACCUGACUUGCAAGCAGGUAUUUCAAUCCCUCGACCGUCUCAACGUUAAUAUUUGCCACGGGUGGCGCAAUGCCAAGUGUCGCCUCGUCCCAGGCGAAAAGGCCUACCAGUGCUCCGUCGAGGUCCCUCCUUGUGUGCUAGAAGAAGCAUUUGGUGCGAGAGCAAAAAUUCUCACCGUUGACACCUGCGCGUCCGAACUUUUCAACAUGGAUCCGACCCGGCGAAACCCACCCCCGCCCCUGUCCAGAGGGGCGUCUUCCAGCUCAAGCCGCGACAGAAGCAAAAGACCUUUGGAAGGAACGAGUCAGAGACAAGAUACCGGAGGGGCUGGUCGCUGGAGCAGUGCAAAUCCCUUUCAACCCGGAGGAACCGGUGGCUGGGGCAGUGCAAAUCCUCUCCAACCCGGAGAAACCGGUGGCUGGGGCAGUGCAGAUCCUUUUCAACCCGGAGGAGCCGGUGCCUGGAGCAGUGUAAAUCCUUUCGAAACCGGAGGAACCGCAGGCUGGAGCAGUGUAAAUCUUUUCGAAACCGGAGGAACCGGUGGCUGGAGCAGUGCAGCUCCCUACCCCGGAGGCUAUUAUCAACCUUCAGGCUCUUCGUACCUCACGCGUCCUUCACCCCCUCGAAGUCCACCACGUGCCGCAAAUCCUCCACCACGUGUAUAUCCCUCAGUGCGUGUACCUCCUUCAGGAGGUACGGCUCCUUCAGCAGCGCGUGUAUUACCUUCAGUAAAAGUACCACCUUCAUUCGGUACGUCCAACAUCGACCAGUUCACAGGUUUCUCAUUCGGCGAUUCACUCCCCGGCUCUCCACGCCGUACUCCACCUCCACCAAGUGGGUUGCCAGUAGAUCCUUCAUUCGGUGUGAGUGCUUACGGAUUCGGUAGUGAUGAUGAGUUGGAACACGGUGGCAGAACUUCGAAUCCCCCUCCAUUUCCUGGAGGUUCUUCACUCCGUGGCAUGCGAGGCCAAACUCCUCCUCCACUAAGUCCUGAGUUGCCGGUUGAUUCUUCAUUUGGAGUAAGUGCUUACGGAUUCGGUAGUGAUGAUGAGUUGGAACACGAAGGUGGGACUUCGAAUCCCCCUCUACCUCCUGCAAGUCCUUCGCGUCCGCGUGGUUCAAGAUCGAAAAGGAAAAACAUUGGGGAUUUCAUAUGUCCUGUGUGUGAAAAAGCUUACACGUAUAAAAAGCAAUUCGAGAGACACACGGCGACACAUGAUGGAAUAGGAGGAAAAUAUACAUGCCCCAAAUGCGAAAAUCCCACGUCCUUUCUUACCAAAAAGAAGUACAACGAACAUAUGGAGUCAGAGCACGGAGCAGUGUUUUUCGAAUGCGAUGAGGACGAUUGUGGGCGAACUUUUCAAAACGCUAUGCAGCUGCGUUUGCACAAGGAUAGAGAUCACUUCGGAGGAAUGACGUGCCAAAUUUGCCAGGCGGUGCUCCCAAGCCGUCAAAUGCUGCAAACUCAUAUGAAGACUCAUGCUCGGGAUGGAUCAAGGAACGCACCAUAAUUAACCGAAGCUCUUCCGCGGGCAUUCCCGAUUUAUAAAAGCUUACAAAUUAAUAAAUUGAUUAAUCAUUCAAAUCAAGCAUC
This is a messenger RNA of Bemisia tabaci, 2079 nucleotides long. RefSeq lists its product as uncharacterized. Gene Ontology annotation, cellular component: nucleus. NCBI's taxonomy places the organism in Eukaryota, Metazoa, Arthropoda, Insecta, Hemiptera, Aleyrodidae. Gene Ontology annotation, molecular function: sequence-specific DNA binding; DNA-binding transcription factor activity, RNA polymerase II-specific. Gene Ontology annotation, biological process: regulation of transcription by RNA polymerase II. The record is from RefSeq and is a predicted model, not a curated record.